Messenger RNA from Toxorhynchites rutilus septentrionalis, 1307 nucleotides. RefSeq names its product dehydrogenase/reductase SDR family protein 7-like. Gene Ontology annotation, molecular function: oxidoreductase activity. The transcript is spliced from 4 exons. Gene Ontology annotation, cellular component: membrane. The record is from RefSeq and is a predicted model, not a curated record. Bases 137 to 1123 code for a protein of 328 amino acids. Lineage: Eukaryota; Metazoa; Arthropoda; Insecta; Diptera; Culicidae.
UUUGCUAACGAUCCUAGCAUCAAUCAUAGCACCCGGCUGCGUGAAACGUAUUUACCAAAUGUUAUGUUUAUGCAUCAUUUGGUCGGAUCGGGUCGGUUCGUAGAGUACUAAGGGCAAAAAGUGCUGUGUUUCUACGAUGAAGUCUUUGUUGGAGCCUGAUGGUGAUAGCCGAACUGCUGAUAGUUGGUUUUGGUGGAUUUUAUCCACAGUUUGUUUACCGUUUACCUUCCCUUAUGUUGUUUUGAAAAUAAUCGGAAUCUUAAAAGAGAAACGAUACAGAGAAUGUUUGCCUGGCAAAGUAGUUGUUAUAACUGGUGCAAGUUCAGGACUUGGAGAAUCCUUGGCUCAUACGUUUUUUCUUGCUGGAUGUAAGGUCGUGCUGGCUGCUAGGCGUAAGGAGGAAUUGGAACGAGUUCGAAAAGAACUUCUCGCACUUCAUACGACCGUUACAACACAUUCGCCUGUGAUAAUUCCUCUGGAUCUUUCUGAUAUUACAUCGUUACCUGGAAAAAUAAAAGAAAUUUUGGAAAUAUACGGACAAAUUGAUAUUUUGAUAAAUAACGGGGGCAUCAGUGUCAGAUCGGACUGUAUUUCCACUUCGUUGGAUGUUGACAUCAGAGUGAUGUUGGUAAAUUACUUUGGUACAGUUGCGCUGACAAAAGCGUGCCUCCCGUCCAUGAUUAAAAGACAAGAAGGCAGAAUCGUCUGUGUUUCUAGCAUUCAGGGUAAAAUCAGUUUGCCGCAUCGAUCAGCAUAUGGUGCUUCCAAGCACGCUCUUCAAGCCUUCUGUGAUUGUUUGCGUGCGGAAAUGGCUGAGAACAACAUAAAAGUAACUUUGGUGUCACCGGGAUAUAUAAAAACAGCUCUAUCUCUAAACGCACUGACUGGAGCUGGAAAGCAAUACGGAGAAAUGGAUGAUACUACCUCCUCCGGUAUGCCACCCGAAAAAGUAUCGGAACGUAUCCUGCAAGCUAUUUUACGAGACAGUAUGGAUGUAACAAUUUCGGACAUGGCUCCAAAGUUAGCUUAUUGGAUUCGUCAUUUAUGUCCUUCUUUAUAUUUCUGGAUAAUGGCGAGGCGAGCUAAAAAGAUUGAUAAAAACAAGCAGAAAAAGUUAGAAUAAUUAUGAAAAAUGUCGCUCAACGAAAUAGUUUUUUGAAUAGAUUACAGUAUAUAAUUCAUCUGUAUAACUAAUUUUUCAUCUAAUGUUUAGAUGGUUCACAUUGCAAUACAAAGUUCUUAUAUAAUAUUCAAUAAAAAUGCUCGUGAUUCAAUUCACAAUAAAAUUUGUGAAUUUUUUUUCCAUA